AUGGCAGUGGCAGACGGUGCAAUGGCUGAGGCCAUCCGCGUGUCAAACUUGGCCGGUGCGUUGCUGUUGCAGAUGGAGCCGCCCAAGACGUUGGAAGAGGUGAGGCUUGAGGUGGAGCUGGCGAGUGGAAUCCCGAGCAAACUGCAGAGUUUGGUGCAAGGAGGUGAGAUCUUGGAUGGGGGCGAGCUCACCAGCGGCUGCGAGCUGAUAUGCGUGACAGAUGAGAGGCCCUUGUACACCUGGGAUUGGAAGGGAAACCCCGACGCGGGACACCUGCAGAUCGAGGGCAGUGUGCUGAAAGCACCGUCUCUACAGACGGACUAUGUGAACGUGGUGACCCAGGAGCCCCUGCGCAGCGGCGUUCACUACUUCGAGUUCGUUUUGCACAUGGUGGGCGACGAGCAGUGGUGUGGCGUCACUCGCUCGCGCGGUGCGGCGGGCAAACACGUCUCGGUUCGCAGACGCGAAGCGGAGGCAUGGACCUACUACUGCGGUCGACGCCGCAGCCGAGAGGGGACCAUCCGCGAUGGCAAGGGCGCCCUCCAUGCGCAUGGGAAAGCCAUCAAGGAAUUUGAGAAAGCCUGCAGUGAGGGAGAUGUGAUCAACAUGCUGGUAGACAUGGACAAGCGCAUUGUGGCCUUUGCCAAGGACAGCCGGGUACAGGGAGCCUUCAAAGUACCUGGCACCGAGCCAUUAUACGUCCUCACGCAGGUCGACACGAUCGUGGACCACGUCGAGUUGCGCAAGCGCCCGUUGGAGGACUGUGCACGUGGUCUUUUGGAAGCCUUGGGCGGUGAACUGAUGGACCUAGAGGAGGGUGACGAAGUAGAUGAAGGAUGGGGCAUUCAGAAAGCUUCUACAGUGGUGCGCCAUGGCGAAAAGCACCAAGAAGGGUAUGGCUCCAACACGUGGCCGGACGGCACUGUGUAUCUGGGCUCCUGGCGGCAAAACUGCCCCAACGGCCCGGGAGAGUACUCUCUCAACGGAGGUACCAACUUCAAAGGCCAGUGGGAGAAGUCCGCGCCCCACGGCAUGGGCAGAUACCGGUGGCCCGAUGGGAAGACGUACUGUGGGAAGUACCGCUUCGACCAGAAGGACGGCUUCGGCAUUCUCACUGAAGCUAAUGGCACGGUGCAUGAGGGGUUUUGGUCGAAUGGCCAGCUUUUGGAGUGA
Durusdinium trenchii is the source of this 1173-nucleotide messenger RNA. The record is from the annotation of a GenBank genome assembly. NCBI's taxonomy places the organism in Eukaryota, Dinophyceae, Suessiales, Symbiodiniaceae.